UAAAUACAUGCUCGUGGUCUCCCCGCCUGUCUUCUUUCUCUUGUGUGUGCCCCCAUCAAAAGAGUGCAACUCUGUCCAAGCCAACAAAGGCAGUCUCUCCUCGCACCCCCUUUUCCUUCAUAUCGUUCAGCGAGCGCGGGAGACACGGAUCACAGCCGGUCAACAAGCAUCUAGCCACUUUUCUCCCAUACGCAGCGACCUGUAUCUGUCCUGUGCCGAGCUCUCGCAAACAAAGGAGGAUAGGUACCGCAAUCUCCUCUAGCACAUAACG
Molecule: messenger RNA, 271 nt
Organism: Neurospora tetrasperma FGSC 2508
Lineage: Eukaryota; Fungi; Ascomycota; Sordariomycetes; Sordariales; Sordariaceae
Exons: 1
Source: RefSeq, a predicted model, not a curated record